AAACUCACUGUAGCAACAGAUCGGCCCGACCGAGAAGACACAACAGAGCUGCAGUGCUCUAAGAAGCACUAAAGUUAUAACAAGGACCCACUAUUGCCUCGUAAUAUGCUUUUUACUAAGAUGGCGGACAGAGGGGUUCUUCUUCUAGCUGUACACCUGUACGUGGCUGUGGUCUCAGUUCAAAGCCAGGGAUCUCAACAGGACAACUUCAUUAUACAGUAUCUGGAGCGUAGGCUGGCACAGAUAGAGGAGCGUCUGAGCCAAUGUGAGCAACAGAGUAUAAGUGCCACACAGAAAAUCUAUGAGCUCUCCUCAGAGGUUAGAGGUCACAUGUCCACUCUCAAUGUUUUUCGAUCUGAGGUGAAGGCUCAGGUGGAAAGUGUUUCCACUCGGGUGGUACGGAUGGAGAGAGAGAUGGAGUACCUGGAGAACAAAAUCCCCACACAGUCGGACAUCGAGAUGGAGGAGGCCCUUUUGGAGCAGCAGAUCAAGGACAUCGAGCAGGAGCUGAAGCAGAAGGCCAAGAUCAAAGUAGAGAAUGAUUGUAAUACAGCACUAAGCCAAAUUAAGUCUCUGAAGAUUGUAAAGAAAGUCGGAGAUACUUCUGGAUCCUGGUUUAAAGACCCUUCAGAGGGGUCAAAUAAGGUGUACCUGAUGAGUGGAAUCCGUAACAAUACUCUUCUGGAGUAUGUUUCUCUGAAGAGAUUCACAGAGAAGGCGGUCACUCCAGCUCCCAAAGAACUGCAGCUUCCCUUCUACUGGCAGGGGACAGGGCAGGUUGUCUAUAAUGGGUUCCUCUACGUCCACAAAGCAGACACACCAAAUCAGAUACUCAAAGUUGAUUUGCUGAAUGGUACAGUGGUGGACAGCACACUACUUCCUGGGGCAGGUCAUAUACCAGUCUACAGUCUGAAUCCAAACACAUAUAUGGAUUUUGCUGUUGAUGAGCUCGGGCUAUGGGUCAUCCACGCUGACUCAGAAUACGAAGGAAACCUUGUCAUUACUAAACUGGAUAAAGCCAGUCUGGCAGUAGACUAUACCUGGGAUACUCAGUGUAAAAGUCGUGAUGCUGAAGGAGCCUUCAUCAUUUGUGGGACUCUGUAUGUGGUCUAUAACACACGCUAUGGAGGACGCUCCACUGUGCAAUGUCUCUUUGACAUCCAUGACACUAUCCACAGUAAUGAGAGCCCUGUGUUGUUCUUCCCAAAGAGGUAUACAAGCCACAGCAGCAUCCACUACAACCCUAAAGACCAACAGCUGUAUGCCUGGGAUGAUGGAUACCAGACUAUUUACAAAGUGGAGAUAGAGAGAAAUGUCACUGCUUAGUGAUCAUUUUCUUCAAUAUGGAUAUUACGAUUCCACAUAGGCCAACCCACCCAUGGUCUACGGUUAUUCUGGGGAUUUUAUUAUUUUUUUUAGAGUGUUAUUGUGACAUUUUAUUAUUUCAAUUGUCAACACAAUAAAUUAUAUCGGACUGC
This is a messenger RNA of Periophthalmus magnuspinnatus, 1478 nucleotides long. It is a transcript of the gene olfml1, whose product is annotated as olfactomedin-like 1. The coding region runs from base 106 to 1326 and encodes 406 amino acids. NCBI's taxonomy places the organism in Eukaryota, Metazoa, Chordata, Actinopteri, Gobiiformes, Gobiidae. Gene Ontology annotation, biological process: signal transduction. The record is from RefSeq and is a predicted model, not a curated record. The transcript is spliced from 8 exons.